AUGAAUAUAGCGGAAAAACCAACAGCGUUCUUCGUGUGCAAGUUUUUGUUCUUUUACUACAUUUAUAGGAAGCCGUCCCUUCCGUUUGACUCACUGGUGUGCAAAAUAAACAAUAGGAAGAUUCCCCACGCGUGUGUCAUUCAAAUAUUAGGUCUAAGCUACUACGGGCAGAGCGUCUGCUUGUACGUGCACGACGUAAACGCAAAUCUCGAGGCUGAACUAUGCCAAUUUUUAGAAGAAGAAUAUGGCAAGGCAAAACAAGACAAGACGCAAAAUGUGUGCAUAUACAACAUCGAAAGGGUAAAAAAAAAAUGCAUUUAUGGUUACAAGGAAGAGGCAGAGGAUUUUUUAAAAAUAUACUUCCUAUACCCACACACAAUUAACUAUUUCGCCAGUUUACUCAAAAAGAAGUUAUUUAAAAAUCGAAUUUGGGAACUGUACGAGGUGCACAUCAGCUACAUGCUCCACUUUCUGUGCAGCAAAAAUAUUUAUGGCUGUUCAGAAAUUUAUGUUGAUAAGAAUGUUUUUUUUCGAAGAGAGUUUUUUAGCGAAAUAAAUUUUGAAUCUUUUACGAAAGAAGAAAAAUGGAAUGUGAAAAAUAAAUGCGACAUGGAAUGUAUACAGGGGAACAAAUAUUUAGAUGUUAAUGCUCCAAGGUUUUUUACAGACAAGACGAAGGAUGUUAAUUUUUCGAAUUUAAGAAGGGGAACCUCCUACGACAUCGAGUGUGACAUACGGCAUGAACAUAUUUUGAACCACCGGAUUUAUUCCUAUGAGUUUGAAAAGUAUCAGAAAAAAUGGAGGGACGAAUUGAACUUUGAUUUGCCUAUCAAUUAUUUGGACUCCUUUGCGAAACUGUGGGUGAAGGAGAAGAAGAGGUGCCAAAGGGUGAACCCCGAUUUGGUGAGGGACAUUUUCAAUUUUGACGACUUUGAAAAGGAGCUGAACUUUGCCUCGUUUGAUGUGCUGACCGACCGGACGAAGAAGCUCUUUGCGGACUUUUUGAGGUCGCUCGGGGGGGGCGGUGUUAGCGGCGAGGUGAAACCCGUUGACAAACAGGCUAAAUCUGUUGACGAGCAGGCUAAAUCUGUUGACGAGCAGGCUAAAUCUGUUGACGAGCAGGCUAAAUCCGUUGACAAGCAGGCUAAACCGGCUUACGGUCAAGCUAAACCGGCUUGCAGCCAGGCUAAACCUACUUUGGGCGACUUCAAGCUGCACAGAGGAACCCCCCCCAGUAAGGGAGCAACCAAAAUGGCGCAGGAAAAGAAGCAUGACGAGGGGAAGCGAAAACACAUAGCUUCAUUCGAAAUUAACAAUAAGAGGAAAGACGUCAUUAGGUAUGUUUACACGAAGAAGCCACCGAAGAUAAAGGAGUGCUACGCGAUUUUGAACAAUCUGAAUGGCACAGAAAGGAGGGGGAAAGACGAAGAGGGUGCAGUAACAAAUGAUGAGACAAACCCGAAGGGUGUAAGAAAAAAUUGCCAACAGGGAACAGUCGAGGAGGACCCCCUCCUCACCGCAUCAAACGGGAAGACGCACCAAAAGGAGGAAAAAAAAAAAAAAAUGAACAUCAAGUACGGAAAUGUAUUCUUCCUUGAAAUUCUCACAGAAGUGAAAAGCGAAAAUCAUGACUCGUCCAACUAUAGGGAGGACGAAAUAAAGGCCAUAUUUUACCUAGUCAGGGAUGAGAGACUUAUGAAUUACUACGAAGAUUACAGCAACUGUAUGGGCGUAAUAGCUAGCCAGCCCUUCCCUGAUAGUUUCCCGUACUUGUUCAGCCAGCAGGAAGAAACAAGACCGAAAGGGAAGCUCCUCCCAGGGGUUGAAAUGUGCAGCGAUGGUGCGUAUAUUCAUCGGGACCUGUUCGAGGCGCCACCUCGAGGGGACAACCCAGACGGGGAGAAAAAUGGUCAAAAGGAAGAGGUACAAAAAGAGGUACAAGAAGAGGUACAAAAAGAGGUGCAAAAAGAGGUACAAACAGAGGAGGAAAAAAAAGGGGGACUCCAUUUCGACGCAAACUACCACAGUGUGAACAUCCACAUUGCGCAAAAUGAAAGAGACCUCAUAAAAAAGCUAAUCGAUAAAAUUAAUUUUUACUCUCCCCUAAGUAUAAUUUCGUAUGAAAAUGAUAAGUACAAUGUUAGCUACAUAAAUCAGAGGUGCCUGGCAUUAGACAUGGGUAGCUUCUACACACACAUUAGCAAGCUAAAUGACCAGCGAGAAUUCACAGAACUGAAUAAUGCGUAUAAUAAAAAUAUAAAGGGUAGACUUAUUGAGAGCUUAUAUAAAUUGUCAAGCGUUUCGAACACGUCUUUUGAAAAUUUGUGUAAGCAUUAUUUGAAUGUGAUUGUGCCCUCCAUAAGUAGGCACACCUUGUACCGCUGGUACAGUUACGCGGCGGGGGAGGCACGAAGUGAUGAAAAAGGUGCACGCGAGAGGGGUCGUGGGGGAGAUGGUGCUAUCGGUGGAGAGCCCGCAUAUUACCCCUAUAGGCACCUAACCGUGCGGUACCUUCUGAAGAGAGUCAACCUGCUCCUACUCAUAUAUGACAAAAUUGGGUUCUUAAAAAGGAAGAUGAAUUUUUGCAAGUACCUUCACGUGGAUUUAUUGUCGCUAAUAAACAGAGGGUCACAGUUUAUCAUCGAGUCCUUUCUCGUGAAGCUGUGCAUGCGGAAUGGCUUCCUUUUGUAUUCGCCCUCAAACAAGGAGAUAAUGGAGCAACGGCCCAUUUUGCACAUCCCUUUGGUGCUGCAGCCGAAGAGCUCCAUCAACUUUUUCCCCCUGCUGGUCUUCGACUUCCAGUCCCUUUACCCCUCCAUUGUAAUUGCCUUCAACAUUUGUUACUCCACCUGCUUGGGCACGCUCUCCUUCAAGAGGCGGGAGGGGCGGCAGGAACCGCGUGAGCCGGUGGAGGCUUCCUUGGGGAGGAGCGAGCCCCCGCACUCCAGUGGAGGCAGCUCGUCCGGCGACUUGCUUGACGGCUUGGAUGUCCAGAGGGUGGGCGAGUCGACUGGCCCUUCGGAUAACUCAAAUGGGGCGUCUAACCAGUAUGGGGGUAACCCAGACGAUGGCUCAAUCGACGGGGGUGGCGAAUGCUCCCAAGAGGAGUCCCCCAAGUGUGAGUCUUUUUUUCCGAAGGAAUCAUGGAGUACCUCCAAUGGGGGGUCAAAACCAGGGGACGUCACUCCCCCGUCGAAUUGCCCCGAGUCAAGGCCCCCAAGUGACGAGAAAAUUUCCGCACAAGGAGAAGAGCUCCCCAAUUGUGAAUUCAUAAGACUAGGAGUGAGGAAGAACCCACCCAAUGUAAGUAGCCUAGUGAAAAGGUUAAGAAGAGAUGAUGUACUCAUAACAAGCAACAACACUGUGUAUGUAAAGAAGAAGAAGAGGAAAGGAAUUUGCACUCUUUUUCUAGAAGACAUGUUAAAGACAAGAAUAAUGCUGAAGAGGUGUAUUCAAAUUUAUGAUCAUAAAACGGGAAAAAGAUUAGUAGAAAGAAUGGGGAAAUUAAAAAUGAUAUUAAAUGUAGCCACAGGUUAUAUAGGAGCCAACUUUUCAGGGAGGAUGCCAUGUGUAGACAUAUCUGAGAGUAUCAUUUGCACCGGAAAGAAUUUCCUCCUCUACAUCAUUGAAUAUAUAAGGGCAAAUUAUCAGUAUGUUAAAGUUCUCUACGGAGAUACCGAUUCUUUAUUUUUGUUAAACGAAAUGAACGAUAUUAGUUACACCUUUAGGAUAGCUCAUGACAUUUUGAAAAACGUGAAUGGCAUUUUACCCUCUCCCAUGUAUUUAAAUUUUGAGAAAAUUUAUUGCCCCUCCCUUUUGAUGACGAAAAAGAGGUACUUUGGAUUUGCUUACAAAAAGGAGAGUGAUGAGAAACCUACUCUGGAGCUCAAGGGGGUGGAAAGCAUCAGAUCGGAUCAGUGCAAUUUGGUGAAGAAUGUACUUUUGCAAAUAUAUUUUAUGUUUUACUACUUCAGGAAUUGCUGCCACUUGUCCUCCUGCUGCUGCUGUUGCGCCAUGUGCAGGAACUUUUUCCCCAACUUUGUGUGCCCCUGUAGGGAGGUCAACGUGCACAGGACGUCGCCGUGCUUUUUGGCGGAGAUGGUGGAGGCGAUUCUGCGCGUGUACGGGAGCGGUGGGAACGGGGGGAAGGAAGCGAACGGGACGAAUGGUGAGGGGGAAGCGAAAGAGCCGAACCGGGAGAGGGAAGCCCAUACGGGGGAACCCCGAACGGAGGCGCACAAAGCGAAGCUGUACGAGCAGCUCGUAGGACUAAUAAGCAGCGAGGGGGAUAACUCCAUCCUGAAGCUCAUAAAUUACUUGUACAAAGCAAAGUUCGCCUUUCUGUGGCACAUUUUUACCCACUUCGACGUGUCUCUCUUCAAAAUGGAAAUAGAAAAAAUAAUCGAACAGGAUUAUGAAAAGAUUAUUAGCCAGACAAAUGACUGCUGCGUUAUGAACCCAAACAAUAUAACAAAAAUUUGUCUCUGCGUGAAAGAAAUAAAUGCGAAGAAGAAAUGCGAUAGGGAAAGAUGCUUCUGUAAUGUUAAGCAGGCUCUCCUGUUUUUCUCCCCCAAUGGAGUUGGCGAAAGUGGGACGGGCACUCUCUUUACCAUGAAGGUGUUUUACUCCCACCUGACGCUAAACAUAAAGAGAGUGCUGCGUGAUUUAUUUAACAGAAUUUAUGACCAUAAAAUUCCGUAUGAUAAUUUUAUUAUAUAUAAGAAAGUGAAGUUGGGGACUUACAAGGGGGAAUUGGAGGGGAACAAGAGGAAAGUGCCCCUGCCGCCUCAAGCAAUUGUGGCGAAGAAGCUUUUAAAAAUGAAUCCCCACUUGGUCAUCACGUACAAAGAGAAAAUCCCUUUUGUGGUAACGAAGAAGUUGAAGGAGGAUAAAAUUUACGACUCCGUUGCCCAUCCUUCCUGCAUCAGGGGCAUUUACAAUUGUGCCAGAGGGGUUCCCACAGUGGACAUGCAAACGGGGCAAGGGAUCCUCCAAGAGGGCGUAUCCCCCCUGAAGGGAAACCACCUCGUACGUAGCGAGACACCCCCAAAAAAUAAUAAAGCCAAACUGAAGGAAAUAAACUUUGACUACUAUAUUCAAAAUUUAGUUAUGCCCCCUUUGAAGAGGAUGCUGGAUUUGCUCCCCUACGGCUCGCCCAAUUUGGAGGAGAUUUUUUACACAACGAGGAGGAAGUACAGCUGGGGCAAAGCCAAGAUUGACCUGUUCGCGAGGAAUGCGGAGCAGCUUGAGAGGGGUCGCUUAAGGGGAGGCGCUCCGUCCGGGGGGUGGAAACGCGUCGAGGAAAGGGGGAGCCAUGGUGAGUCUACCCCCCAGCGUGACACGACAAGCUGUACAGCAAAAAUCGGCGACGCGGAAAACGCCAAGGCAAGGACACAAAUAAUUCAAAGCUUUGCGGACGUGAGCAGGUCACAGCAGAUGGUCAAGCGCUUGAACAGGAUUUGCGCCCAGUGUGCCAGCUCCGAAGCGGAGGCGUCGGCGUGCCAGUACGCCGUGCACUGCGAUGUGUUCUUUAAGAAAGUCAUUUUACAGGAGCGCAUUUCGCAGGGGGAGGAUGCGAUAAGGAGUUUGAUGGGGGGGUGAGUCAUCUUAAGUGGUGCGUCAUCCGCAGCGGUGCCGCUGCUAUCUUCAUGCGGAUUUUCUGCGUUACUCGUUUUUGCUCCGUUCGCGCGUCGAAGUGGCCUGCGUGGGUGAACGUUUUUUUACUUCCGAGCAUAUUGUAAUGGGGAGUGGCAUUUUUACGUCCCCAUUUGGUGUGGCCUCCCAUGUGUACGUACACGCGUGGGCAUCUUGCCCUACCGUGCCGUACCGUACCCUAUUUUUUGCUACGCUGCGGUGUGCCCCCGUCUGCCCUCGCGGAGGAACAAACGACAGGUGCGGCCGUCGGCGGGGGGCCAUUUCCGCACAGGGGUGACCGUC
Molecule: messenger RNA, 5937 nt
Organism: Plasmodium vivax (malaria parasite P. vivax)
Lineage: Eukaryota; Apicomplexa; Aconoidasida; Haemosporida; Plasmodiidae
Product: DNA polymerase zeta catalytic subunit, putative
Exons: 3
Coding region: 1-5601 (1866 amino acids)
Biological process (GO): double-strand break repair via homologous recombination; error-prone translesion synthesis
Cellular component (GO): nucleus; zeta DNA polymerase complex
Molecular function (GO): nucleotide binding; DNA-directed DNA polymerase activity; DNA binding
Source: RefSeq, a predicted model, not a curated record